GCACUACUAUAUUUAGUGGUUUUUGACCAAAACUUUCAGUGACGUCAGUUGCCCGCACUUUUGUUGUUAGAAAACUUCUAAAACAUUAGAAAACAUGUCUGACAGUGAUAAUAACAGCUCAUCUAAUAAUGCUUCACCGAGGACGAACGCUGUUGGAAGAAGUUUGUCAACUAAAAGAGAAGAUUAUUUAGAAUGGAGUGACUACUUUAUGGCUAUAGCAUUCUUGUCGGCACAAAGAAGUAAGGAUCCACGUACACAGGUUGGUGCCUGUAUUGUGAAUGAAGAGAAGAAGAUUGUGGGUAUAGGGUACAACGGUAUGCCGAACAAGUGUUCCGAUGACAACAUGCCGUGGGGACGUGAGGCAGAUAAUAUACUGGAAACUAAACAACUCUAUGUUUGUCAUGCAGAAUUGAAUGCUGUUCUCAAUAAGAACUCUGCUGAUGUGAAGAACUGUUCUAUAUAUGUAGCAUUGUUCCCAUGUAAUGAGUGCGCAAAGGUUGUGAUACAGUCUGGCAUCAAGGAAGUGAUCUAUUACUCGGAUAAAUAUCAUGAAAGACCAGAGUUUCGAGCAUCAAAGAGAAUGUUCGAUAUGGCAGGUGUAAAAUACAGGCAAUAUCGACCAGCGCAGAAACAAAUAGUGAUAGAUUUCACAACCAUAGACGAGAUGUCGAAUGGCGUGAUCGCAGACAUGGAUUCGCUUAGUCUCAGCCCAAAGUCCGAGAAUUCUGUACCAGACUCUACUAGCUGAUCUGAUAUAAUGUUAGAAUAUGCAAGAAAUAUUAUUCAAAAUUUGUGAAGGGAAAUACUUUAAAAACUACAUUAUUAUGCCAUGUAGAGAUUAUACUAUACCUCCAGAUGUAAAUUUUUAAAAAAUUGGACAUAAAAAUGGUAUUUGAAGUGUUAAAAUAAAUGUAGUAGAUAAGAUAUUUAGCAGGGUAAAGACAUGAGUAAGGAUGAGUUUGCUUACUAUAGCUUGAUACAUUA
Molecule: messenger RNA, 984 nt
Organism: Ruditapes philippinarum (Manila clam)
Lineage: Eukaryota; Metazoa; Mollusca; Bivalvia; Venerida; Veneridae
Product: deoxycytidylate deaminase-like
Exons: 5
Coding region: 95-748 (217 amino acids)
Biological process (GO): dTMP biosynthetic process; dUMP biosynthetic process
Cellular component (GO): cytoplasm
Molecular function (GO): zinc ion binding; dCMP deaminase activity
Source: RefSeq, a predicted model, not a curated record